Messenger RNA from Brassica rapa (field mustard), 3724 nucleotides. Its product is annotated as putative disease resistance RPP13-like protein 3. Lineage: Eukaryota; Viridiplantae; Streptophyta; Magnoliopsida; Brassicales; Brassicaceae. Gene Ontology annotation, biological process: defense response to other organism. Gene Ontology annotation, molecular function: ADP binding. The record is from RefSeq and is a predicted model, not a curated record.
AGAGCUCGAACACAAGUCAUGGAGUGUAGUUCCUGGACCUGGAGGAGCUCCCACUCUGGUUCCUUACUGGAAUAAUUACGAAUUUGAUUGGUUUUAAUAACAAUUGUAAUUGAUUUUGCUUUGCUGUUGUUUAUAUAUGCAUCAGGCUUCAUUCCAGCCAGGUGGGUCUUAACAGGUCUCUCAUGGGUUCAGUCACCACUAGCAACUUCUUGAAUCCUCAGGUAUAUUUUGGCAAGCUUACAUAAGUCUGAUUUCCUUUUUUUUUUUGUUACAUGGAUUGCAGCUUGGUGCUGAGAUUAGAGUACCUGUGAAGAACACGCAUGUGUAUGCAUUUGCUGAGCAUGGGAACGAAUUGAGAAGCUCCAAGGACGUGAAAGGGAACCCAACCGCAGUGUAUAGGAGAAUGGGACAAGGUUCAUCAUACGGUGUAGGAGUGAAGUUAGGUUUUGGUAAGAGCUGAGUAUUAAGGUUAAUGAGAAGUAAGUUCGUGCAACUCACUUUAGGCUUUGCCAUUUUUAUCUUCAAGGAUUUGUUCUUUCAAAUAAUUGUUUAAUGUUAAAUGUUUUGAUUGUGUUGUUGAGUUAUGCUGAUAAUUUUCUUCAUCCUUUUAACUCCAUUGUUUAAAGUUUUAAGUGCAAGUGAGGGACAACGUUGAGCUUCUUAAUACUUAGUGGUAUUAAUUUUUGAGAAGAAAAUUUUAUAAUAUUUGAUUAAAGUAUAAUCCGCGCUUUACCUUUCUAGUAGUUGACAAAUGAGAAUCUAUAAUAUUGGUACUAUAUCAUGUCGGCUUGGUGCGCUAUCUUAUAAAAUUACCAGCAGGAGAUAGUGGGUCAUAGAAUAUUAGGAGGCAAUAAAAUUUGAUCAAGUGCCAAUGGCUGCAAACAUCCACAAAGUCGUCUUCAUAGCUAGUAAGGUUGACACGACCAAGGAAACAAAACAUAUCUUAUUUUGAGAUCUUUCAAUUCGAUUUGAGAUGGUUGAUGCGAUCACGGGGUACGUUGUCGGAAAGAUGGGUGACUAUCUCAUCAAACAAGCGUCGAUGCUGAUGACAGUCAGGGAUGAUCUUGAAGAGCUGAAGACGGAGUUGACUUGCAUCCACUGUUAUCUCAGGGAUGUUGAAGCACGAGAAAGAGAAGAUGAGGUCUCAAAAGAGUGGACUAAAAUGGUUUUAGAUAUAGCUUAUGAUGUAGAAGAUGUUUUGGACACUUAUUUUCUAAAGUUCAAAGAACGAUCACAGAGGAAAGGUUUGAUGAGACUGGCCAACAAAAUAGGCGAGAAAAAGGAUGCGUACAAUAUAGGUGACGAUAUCAGAUCCCUCAAGAGAAAACUUCUUGAUAUCACUCGCAAGCGUCAGGCUUACGGCAUAGGAAGAAGAUUCAAAGAGGUAACAAGUUGGAGGGUGAGGCAGCUUCGACGUGCUCGACCUGUUGAUCAUGAAGAGCUAGUAGUUGGUUUUGAAGAUGAUGUUAAGCUUCUUUUGGCAAAGCUGCUUGAUGAUGAGGGUGAGCGAUAUAUCAUCUCGAUAUUUGGCAUGGGAGGUCUCGGGAAGACUGCUCUUGCUAGGAAGCUCUACAACUUGGGGGAUGUAAAGAGAAGAUUUGAGUAUCGCGCCUGGACCUAUGUUUCUCAAGAUUAUAAUACACGAGAUAUGCUUUUAAGAAUCAUAAGAUCUCUAGGAGUUGCUUCUGGUGAAGAGCUUGAAAGGAUCAAGAUGUUUACAGAGGAGGAGCUAGAAGCUUACCUUCAUGAUCUUCUAGACGGAAGAAGGUACUUGGUGGUGGUAGAUGAUAUAUGGAAGCAGGACGCGUGGGAGAGCCUCAAGAGAGCCUUACCGUGCAAUCAUGGAGGAAGUAGAGUCAUCAUCACUACACGCAUCAAAGCUGUCGCUGAAGGCGUGGAUGGGAGAGUCUAUGUUCAUAAGUUAAGGUUUUUGACGUUUGAAGAAAGCUGGAAACUGUUUGAGCAGAAAGCAUUCAUGAAUUUUCAAUGGGUUGUCGAUGAGGAUCUGCAUAGAAUUGGCAAAGUAAUGGUUCAAAAAUGCGAUGGGUUACCUCUUGCUAUAGUCCUUCUUGCUGGGCUAUUGUCUAAGAAGAGGCCAAAUGAGUGGCAUGAGGUGUGUGCCAGUGUCUGGCGAUUCCUAAAGGAUAACUCUAUUCAUAUAUCCACUGUAUUUGAUUUAAGUCUCAACGAGCUGCAUUAUGAGUUGAAACUCUGCUUUCUUUAUCUUAGCGUCUUCCCUGAGGACUAUGAGAUUGAUGUGGAGAAAUUAAUACACUUACUUGUAGCAGAAGGGUUUAUACAAGAGGGGAGAAUGAUGAUGGAAGAUGUGGCUCGGCAUUACAUAGAAGAGCUGAUAGACAUAAGCUUAGUGGAAGCAGUGAGGAGAGAAAGAGGAAAAGUGGUGUUUUGUAGAAUCCAUGAUCUUCUUAGAGACGUGGCUAUCAAGAAAGCAAAGGAGAUCAACUUUGUAAGUCUUGUUUAUAACGACCAUCAUUCUUCUUCAACUACUUGCAGAAGAGAAGUGGUACACCAUCUUAUGGACAACAACUACUUGUGUGACAGACGUGUGAACAAACGGAUGCGGUCCUUCUUGUUCUUCGGAGAGCACAAGGUAAUGCUGGGAAGUUAUGUUAAGACCACAAACUUGAAACUGAAGCUACUUAGAGUGCUUAAUCUCAGAGGGCUUCUGUUUGACUGUGAAGGAUACAUCCCCUUUAUGAGUUUACCAGAUGUGAUAUGCGAGUUAAUACACUUGAGGUAUCUUGGUGUAGCUGAUACUGGUCUUAGACAUUUACCAUCUCUGAUCUCCAACUUACAGUUUCUACAGACACUAGAUGCAUCAGGCAACCGGUUUGAGGGAAUGACUGAUCUACGUAAGCUCACAUCACUAAGGCACCUCAUGGGAAGAUUCAUUGGAGAAUUACUAAUAGGAGAUGCGGUUAACCUCCAGACUUUAAGGUCUAUCUCCUCCUACAGCUGGAGUAAGCUACAAUGUAAGUCACUCAAAAACCUUCAAGACUUGGAGAUAUAUGAUUCCGGAUAUGUAGCGCUGACAAGAGUUCGUUUAAACUUGAGUUCCUUCUCUAAACUAACAAAUCUUCGUGCCUUAACUCUGAGAGUACCGACCUUCAGAAUAUCAUCAGAGGCAGUUGUGUUCCUUCCCAGCCUUGAGUCUUUGACAUUUUUCGGAACAAAUCUCGAGGAAGACCCAAUGCCUGCUUUGCGGAAACUGCCCAGACUGGAAGAUCUAGUCUUGGAAGAAUGUGAUUGCUCUGAAGUAAAGAUGAGCAUCAGUGCACAAGGUUUUGCUCGGCUGAGGAAGCUUGUAUUGUUCAGGGUAAGAUUAGAUGCAUUGUGGAUAGAAGAAGAAGCCAUGCCUAGUUUGAUGCAUCUGAAUCUGCUCAACAGAUUAGGACCAAGAACGAAGAUGAUGAUUCCAGAUCGAUUUUUGGCACUUGUUAGAGGUUACUAGAUUAUAAGCUUAUGAUUCAAUAUCUAACUUUUAGGCCCUGCUAUACAUAAUUUCAAGAAUAUGAUGAGCUUGUGGAAGAAGAGAAAAUUACUCAUGGGGUUGAAUCACUUCCACGCACACGCAUGUCAACACAAAAAUAUCAUGGUUUUUUUUAUUUUAAAAAGGAAAAAUGUAGUUACAAUAGCUUUUCUGAUGAAAAAUUGCACUGUAACAGUCAAAUAAUUGCUUAAUGUUAUUGUUCUGCUUGGGUUG